Messenger RNA from Melanotaenia boesemani (Boeseman's rainbowfish), 8253 nucleotides. RefSeq names its product phosphatidylinositol 4-kinase, catalytic, alpha a (gene pi4kaa). Gene Ontology annotation, molecular function: 1-phosphatidylinositol 4-kinase activity. The transcript has 54 exons. Gene Ontology annotation, cellular component: cytoplasm; plasma membrane. The record is from RefSeq and is a predicted model, not a curated record. NCBI's taxonomy places the organism in Eukaryota, Metazoa, Chordata, Actinopteri, Atheriniformes, Melanotaeniidae. The coding region runs from base 115 to 6492 and encodes 2125 amino acids. Gene Ontology annotation, biological process: phosphatidylinositol phosphate biosynthetic process; phosphatidylinositol-mediated signaling.
GCGCUUUUUGAGACCACUCGCUUACCGUAGUUGUCAGUGCGGACUUGCAGCUACCCGCGUCGUGUGAAUGAAAGAUGUUUGUGUUUGUUUAGAUGAGCCUUUACACCGUUGAACAUGUCUCAAAACGGGGGAGGAAGCAGAGGUUUCUACUUCAACACCGUCUUAUCUCUGGCUCGGUCGCUCGCAGCUCAGCGGCAGGCACCGAUAGAAAAGGUCCAGAAGCUGCAGUGCAUGUGCCCUGUGGACUUCAGAGGUGUCUUCCAGCUGGAUGAGAGGAGGAGAGAUGCUGUGAUUGCACUCGGCAUUUUUCUAGUAGAGUCAAAUCUGCAGCACAAAGAUGUGUUUGUCCCCUACCUGCUGGGGUUGCUUAAAGGGCUUCCUAAAGUUCAGUGGAUUGAAGAAAGUUCCAAACGUAAAGCACGAGAAACUCUUCCGGUUGCAGAAAACUUCAGCUUUUGUCUUGUAACCCUUCUCUCCGAUGUCGCCCAGCGUGAUGAGAACUUCCGAGGACAGAUCCUGGAGGCGGUCAUGGACGUCAUGCAGGUCCUGCAAGACAUCUGCAAAACCCCAGAGGCUCAUGAUAAAGAUUACCUGUGCAGGUACACUGUUCCCACCCUGCUCGGCGUUGCCAGGGCGUUUGGUCGUUACAGCAACACAGACGAGUCGCUGCUGUCCAAGCUGUUUCCUCGGCCCGCAGCUCCUCUCCUGUCAGCGACUGAAGACAGCGAUGCUGCUCGCCGUCGGUCCUUCAGCGACUUCCGCUCCAUCCUCCCGAGCUCUCUGCUGACCGUGUGUCAGGGAGACUCUCUGAAACGUAAAAGCUCCGGGAUGUGUGUGUCCCAGCAGGCCAGUCCAGAGAGAAUACCUCUGACACCCAGCUCACCCGGGGAUCCCUCUGCCCAGUACUUUGAAGGUACUUACCUCCCUGAUGGCAGCGCUGUGGAUCCUGAUUACUACUUCUCCACCAUCAGCUCCAGCUUCUCCGUCUCUCCUCUUUUCACCGGGAGCAGCUCUGGAGAGUUCCACGUCCCGCUGGAAAUGCUCAGACAACUUCUCCACAUGGUUGAGCAGUUUGUCUCCGAGUUGUUUUUGAAAUCCCUGGAUGGCAGCUUGGCAGAACUCCUGGAGAUGAAUCCGGGUCUUCAUUUAUACUACAAAACCUUCAGUGAUCCGCUGUAUGUUGCUAUAUUCAAGAUGCUGAGAGACACCCUGUACAAUUUGAAGGACCUUCAGACGGACUUUGUGAAGGAAGUCCAUGAUUUUGUUCUGGAGCAGUUCAGCAGCAGUCAGUCUGAGCUGCAGAGGAUCCUUCAUGAUGUGGAGUACCUCCAGAGCGAACUCAGCCCGCUGAAGCUGCGGUGUCAGGCCAACGCCGCCUGCGUGGACCUCAUGGUGUGGGCCGUAACUGAAGAACAGGGUGCUGAAAACCUUUGCACUAAACUAUCAGAGAAGCUGCAGUCGAAGACGUCCAGUAAAGUCAUCAUCGCCCACAUGCCGCUCCUCAUAUGCUGCUUACAGGGUUUGGGUCGCCUGUGCGAGCGAUUCCCUGUCGUUGCCCACUCUGUCACCACGUCUCUGAGAGACUUCUUGGUCGUACCUUCUCCUGUUUUGGUGAAGCUGUACAAAUAUCACAGCCAGUACACUCCAGGAGGUGGUGAGAUAAAGAUCCAUGUGACCAAUGAACAUUCCCAGUCAACCCUCAGCUCUAGCUCCAGCAAGAAGAGCCAGCCCUCCAUGUACGAACAGCUGCGCGACAUCUCCAUCGAUAACAUCUGCAGGAGUCUGAAAGCCGGCCUGACCAUGGAUAACGUCAUCGUGGAAGCUUUCCUCGCCAGUCUGUCCAACCGUCUCUACAUCUAUCAGGAAAACGACAAGGAUGCUCACCUGAUCCCGGAUCACACCAUCAGAGCUUUGGGUCACAUCGCUGUGGCCUUACGGGACACUCCCAGAGUGAUGGAGCCCAUCCUGCAGAUUCUGCAGCAGAAGUUCUGCCAGCCUCCCUCCCAGCUCGACGUCCUCAUCAUAGACCAGCUGGGCUGCAUGGUCAUCACAGGAAAUCAAUACAUCUACCAGGAAGUGUGGAAUUUGUUCCAGCAGAUCAGCGUCAAGGCCAGCUCCAUGGUUUACUCCACCAAAGACUACAAAGACCAUGGAUACAGACACUGCUCCCUGGCUGUGAUAAACGCCCUGGGUAACAUCGCUGCGAACCUCCAGGCCGAGCACAUGGUGGACGAGCUGCUGGUCAACCUGCUGGAGCUUUUUGUUCAACUGGGUUUAGAAGGGAAGAGAGCCAGUGAGAGAGCUUCAGAUAAAGGACCAGCCCUGAAGGCAUCAAGCAGCGCUGGUAACCUCGGUGUCCUGAUUCCAGUUAUUGCUGUGCUGAUGAAGAGACUGCCUCCAAUAAAGGAGGCAAAGCCACGUCUGCAGAAGCUGUUCAGAGACUUCUGGCUCUACUCGGUGGUCAUGGGAUUUGCUGUGGAAGGCUCAGGUCUGUGGCCGGAGGAGUGGUACGAAGGCGUUUGUGAGACUGCAACCAAAUCGCCGCUGCUGACGUUUCCCAGUGGAGAACCUUUACGGUCGGAGCUGCAGUACAACUCUGCGCUGAAGAACGACACCGUCACUCCGGCGGAGCUGAACGACCUGCGCAGCACCAUCAUCAACCUGCUGGAUCCUCCUCCUGAGGUGGCUGCUCUCAUCAACAAGCUGGACUUUGCCAUGUCCACAUAUUUGCUGUCUGUGUACAGACUGGAGUACAUGAGGAUGCUGCAUUCUCUGGACUCAGACCGCUUUCAGGUCAUGUUUAGAUACUUUGAAGACAGAGCGAUACAGAAAGAUAAAUCUGGAAUGAUGCAGUGUGUGAUUGCUGUAAGCGACAAGGUUUUUGAGGUCUUCCUUCAAAUGAUGGCAGAAAAAGCUAAAACUAAAGCCCAUGAGGAGGAACUGGAACGCCACGCUCAGUUCCUCCUGGUCAACUUCAACCACAUCCACAAGAGGAUCCGCAGAGUAGCGGACAAAUAUUUGUCUGGCUUGGCUGAAACUUUUCCCCACCUGUUGUGGAGCGGUCGUGUGCUGAGGACCAUGUUGGACAUCCUGCAGACGCUCUCGCUGUCCCUCAGUGCUGACAUUCAUAAAGACCAGCCGUAUUAUGACAUCCCAGAUACACCAUACAGAAUCACUGUCCCAGAUACGUACGAAGCCAGAGAGAGCAUAGUGAAGGACUUUGCUGCACGUUGUGGAGAGAUCCUUAAAGAAGCCAUGAAGUGGGCUCCGUCCGUCACCAAAUCCCAUCUGCAGGAGUACCUGAACAAACAUCAGAACUGGGUGUCGGGUCUCUCCCAGCACACGGGCCUGGCCAUGGCCACUGAAAGCAUCCUGCACUUCGCUGGUUACAACAGGCAGAGCACCACGCUGGGGCCCACUCAGCUGACGGAGAGGCCAGCCUGUGUGAAGAAGGACUACUCCAACUUCAUGGCCUCCCUCAACCUCCGGAACAGAUACGCCGGAGAGGUAGCAGGUAUGAUCAAUUUUUCCCAGGCGGUCCGGGGACAGUCUGAUCUGAGCCGACUGAUGAUCAAGCAGAUGGGAGAAGCUUUAGACUCUGCUCAGCCUGAAGCUUUCACCGAGGCCAUGUUCAAACUGGCUGCGCUGCUCAUCAGCAGCAAAGACUGCGACCCGCAGCUCCUGCACCAUCUCUGCUGGUCUCCUCUUAAGAUGUUUACGGAGAACGGGAUGGAAACGGCGAUCGCUUGCUGGGAGUGGCUGCUGGCGGCGCGUACAGGCGUGGAAGUACCGUUCAUGCGAGAGAUGGCGGGAGCGUGGCAGAUGACGGUGGAGCUGAAGAUGGGCUUGUUCUCAGACACUCAGGUGGAGGCUGAUCCUCUGGCUGCGUCAGAGGAAAGUCAGCCUGUCCCGUGCCCUCCAAAUGUCACCCCUCACCACAUCUGGAUCGAGUUUCUAGUCCAGAGGUUUGAGAUAGCGAAGUAUUCCAGCGCAGAUCAGGUGGAGAUCUUUUGCAGUUUGAUGCAGCGCUCUCUGUCCCUGGAUGUCGGCGGAGCAAAGACCAGCCUCAACCGCCACGUGGCUGCCAUUGGACCUCGCUUCAGGCUUCUGACUCUGGGUCUGGCUCUGCUUCACUCUGACGUCUGCACCAAUGCAACCGUAAGAAAUGUGCUGCGAGAGAAGAUCUAUUCCACAGCCUUCGAUUACUUCAGUGUGUCUCCGAAGUUUCCCACCCAGGGUGACAAGCGUCUCCGUGAGGACAUCAGCAUCAUAAUCCGCUUCUACGCCAACAUCCUGUCAGACAAGAAGUACCUGGCAGCGUGCCAGUUGGUCCCACCUGGUGAGCUUGGUACUACCCCAGCCCCGAGCACUCUCUCUGCUGGGAUAUUUGGAUCGCUUAUCGUGUCCAGCACUACUCCGAUAUCUAUCUUAAAUAAUCAGGACCCGUCCUUGAACAGUCUCUCGGUGAUGAACGCCGCCGACAUGAGGAGCAACAUAGACUCCAGCUCUCGCUCCCAGCAGAGUGGCCAGGGAUGGAUCAACACUUACCCGCUGUCCAGUGGCAUGUCCACCACAUCCAAGAAAUCAGGCACGUCCAAGAAGAGUAACAGAGGAACGGAGCUUCAUAAAUACUACAUGAAGCGCAGGACUCUGCUGCUGGCCUUACUGGCCAGUGAGAUCGAACGGUUGACAACGUGGUACAACCCCCUCUCCAUUCAGGAACUGGCCAUCGCCACCGAGCAGUCGGUGGAGACCAGCAUCGCCAACUGGAGGUCCAAGUACAUCAGUCUGACAGAGAAACAGUGGAAGGACAACGUCAACCUGGCCUGGAAUAUUGCACCGUACCUGGCUAUACAGCUACCAUCAAGGUUUAAGAAUGAAGCUAUUGUAGCUGAAGUGACCAGACUGGUGAGACUGGACCCCGGAGCAGUCAGUGACGUCCCUGAGGCCGUCAAGUUCCUCGUCACGUGGCACACUAUUGAUGCCGACUCUCCUGAGCUGAGCCAUAUCUUGUGUUGGGCUCCGGCCGACCCGCCCACCGGUCUGUCCUACUUCAGCAGCAUGUACCCUCCCCAUCCUCUCACCGCACAGUACGGCGUUAAAGUGCUGCGGUCUUUUCCUCCGGAUGCCAUCUUGUUCUACAUUCCUCAGAUUGUUCAGGCGCUUCGUUAUGAUAAGAUGGGUUAUGUGAGAGAGUACAUCCUGUGGGCAGCGCAGAAGUCGCAGCUUCUCGCCCAUCAGUUCAUCUGGAACAUGAAAACCAACAUCUUCAUGGAUGAGGAGGGACACCAGAAAGACCCUGAUAUCGGGGAGCUGCUGGAGCAGAUGGUGGAGGAGAUCACCGGGUCUCUGUCGGGUCCAGCUAAAGACUUCUACCAGAGAGAGUUCGACUUCUUCAACAAGAUCACCAACGUUUCGGCCAUCAUCAAGCCGGUUCCAAAGGGAGAGGAGAGAAAACGAGCCUGUCUCAAAGCUCUGUCCGACAUCAAAGUUCAGCCAGGAUGUUACCUACCAAGUAACCCAGAGGCCAUCGUGCUGGACAUUGACUACAAAUCUGGAACCCCCAUGCAGAGUGCUGCCAAGGCGCCCUACCUGGCCAAGUUUAAGGUGAAGCGCUGCGGGGUGAGUGAGCUGGAGAGGGAGGGUCUCCGCUGCCCGUCUGACUCUCUGGAGGACGGAGAGGAGAAUCCAGACGGCUCACGCAGGGUUUGCUGGCAAGCGGCCAUUUUUAAAGUGGGAGACGACUGCAGACAGGACAUGCUGGCUCUGCAGAUCAUCGGGCUUUUUAAGAACAUCUUCCAGCUGGUGGGUCUGGAUCUGUUCGUCUUCCCUUACAGGGUGGUGGCUACAGCACCAGGGUGCGGCGUGAUCGAGUGCAUCCCAGACUGCAAGUCCAGAGACCAGCUCGGCAGGCAGACUGACUUUGGGAUGUACGAUUACUUCCGUAACCAGUACGGCGAUGAAUCCACCCUCGCUUUCCAGCAGGCCCGGUAUAACUUCAUCCGCAGUAUGGCUUCAUACAGCCUCCUGCUGUUUCUGCUGCAGAUCAAGGACCGACACAACGGCAACAUCAUGCUGGACAGCAAGGGACACCUCAUCCACAUCGAUUUUGGCUUCAUGUUCGAGAGCUCUCCUGGUGGAAACCUGGGCUGGGAGCCAGACAUCAAGCUGACGGAUGAGAUGGUGAUGAUCAUGGGAGGCAAGAUGGAGGCCACACCUUUUAAAUGGUUCAUGGAGAUGUGUGUCAGAGGAUAUCUGGCCGUAAGACCCUACAUGGAUGCGGUGGUUUCUCUGGUUACCCUCAUGCUGGACACUGGGCUGCCUUGCUUCAGAGGACAAACCAUCAAACUCCUCAAAGGACGUUUUAACCCCCAGAUGAGUGAGAAGGAAGCUGCAGCGUUCAUGAUCAAAGUCAUCCAGAGCUGUUUCCUCAGCAGCAGGAGCAAAACCUACGACAUGCUGCAGUAUUACCAGAACCAGAUUCCUUACUGAGGAUGCUCCACCUUGACCCGAACAUCUCCACCCGAGCACCACAGAGCGCCGUGGGCGGAGCUGACCGGCUGCUUCUGCUCCUCCGGCAGCCAGUCAUGAGGCACUUUAAUGCUCACUCUCCCGUUUUACUCUGCAUACUGUUAGUCGCCAGAUUUUAUAACGUACAUGCGUAUUUUAGAGUAUUUGUCUAUUUAACUUAAGCAUUAAAACAGAAGAAGAGUUUCAACCUUUACCAAAAACUUGUAUCUGAAUCACCCUUUAAGUGUUUAUGGAUGCUGGUGCUGGUUACCCAGUAACUUUUAAAAGGGAGCCAUGUUCAGUGUUAUCACCGCUGUUAUGUUGCUGUGUCGUUACCCACUUUAAAGCACUUUAUAGGUUUCAUCCGCUUUACCUGCCUAUAAUCAGAAGAUUAAACACUAGAGAUUAAAACUAUCUAAACUUUAGUAUUUUAGAUUUAAAGGGACACAGAUGUGUGUUAAAUAGAUGAAGAAUGAGUGCAGGAAUCAAUCAGCGUUUAGUCUUAAAGGAAGUGUUUAGAGAAUCAUGCUGUAGUAUGUACUGUAAAAUAUUUACUGUAGAGUUGCAUCCAGAUCACAGGCAGCUUCGCCGUGAUGUAGAUUUCCAUGUUUACCAGGAGAUUUCCAGACUUUUACCUGUUACGUUGACACUCACCCUCACAUCGUCUUCAUCAGGUUUCUGUUAAAUAGAGACAGUUUUCCCCCACAGCAGCUGAUCGACACCGACCCCAACUCAUGUUUCUGCUUUUUGUCUCCAUGAUUUUACUAAGCUGCAUGCUUGGUCUGCAGUGACGUAGUUACAGAGCUAAGUUUUGUUUUUCUGCAGUUUUAACAGCCAGAAAAUCAUUUAAGUGUAAUUACAAGAAUGUCAUCUAUGAUUAUACCAGAUUUAUCUGUAUUUGCCUCCCAUCAGGUGUAAAACUGUAGUAACUAGUUUAGAAACAUUCCUCCUCAUCAUCGUUAGUCUUUAGAUCCGGUCCAGCCUGACGUGCUAGAGAUGAUGAAGGUCAUGCUGAUGAUGAUGAUACUGUAUAUGAUAAGCCAUUUUUUCCUACCCUUGGUAGAAACACAACUGUAGUAAUACUUGACAACAAAAACUAACUUUAUGCAAUAUAAUCAUGUUUGUUGAUGCUGUAUCUGUGUGUUGUUUUGUUGUACGUCCUUCCAUCCAGGUCGUGUGUGUGCACGUACGUGUGUGUGUGUAUGUGUGUUACCAUGUAUAACCUCACAUCUGAGUCUGUAAAGUGAGCAGCAGCUGCUGUCGUGAUCAUUUUUAUGUUGUAGCUUUUAUUGAGUCCCAGGGGAUGUCCAUCAUGUCUGCCGUCAUCUGUGAAGAGGUGGGGGGGGGACAGCUGUGUGUGUGUGUGUGUGUGUGUGUUUGUAUAGCUAUCUUUAUGAGGACCAGCUGAGUUUUAGACACAAGUGAGGACAUUCAGUCUCAUCCUCAUCAUUUAACAUCCUAAAAGCUUUAUGAGGACAUAUUGAAGGUCGGAACCAGGUUUGGGUGAAAUGGAAACGUGGAUUUUCUGAAGGAUACGAGGCUCAUUUACGCUCUGAUGAUCCACUGAGACAGAACCAGUGAUACGAGCUACAGUUUGAUGGACCUCAUAAAGAUACCAAUGCAGAAGUGUGUUUGUUAUUGAUCGGUGUAUUGGGACAUUAUUGCACUGUUCAGAUGAAAUCUGUUUUCUGAUGAUCUGUGAAAACUCGUUGAUUCCACAUUAAAUGUGAAGAUUUCUCCGAA